Messenger RNA from Gongylonema pulchrum, 635 nucleotides. Lineage: Eukaryota; Metazoa; Nematoda; Chromadorea; Rhabditida; Gongylonematidae. The record is from the annotation of a GenBank genome assembly.
GAUGUUCAGCCAGAAAACAUUUAUCUGACGCGUGGUGGUACUGUCAAAUUAGGCAAUUUCGCUCAUUCGCGAAUCAUAGCAAGCGAUCGUAUGGCCGAACUGUGUCGUACUCCGAAUGGUGCGCCGGAUUACAUGUGCGCUGAAAAGCAGUACAAUCUGAAACGUGUUACAACCAUACGAAAUUACAAGAAUUAUUCGACAGCUGCAGACAUUUGGUCACUAGGUGUGCUAGUACUUCACAUGGUCUGCUAUUACCCCAAUGAGAAGUGGCAUCGUUUACCCAGGACAUUUGCAUUACAGAUGGGCGAACGAGGAAUGCCUUUUCGAUGGAUGGUUAACGAUAUGAUGCAACUAUGUGUACGUAUGGCGCAAAGUGGCGAUGGGAAUCUAAAAAAGUAUUUGAAUGACACUAUGCUCAACGUGGACCCAAGAGCACGGCCUACAGCAAAACAAAUUUUGGACUCGUAUCUGAUCAAAAAAUGGUGCAACGAAAGCCUGGCAAAGGUUGCUCUUACAAAUCUGCGAUUAUAUACUGUUUGUUUUGAAGGUUAUCAACUGAAGCUACCGGAAAUGAAGCUUUUUGAAAAUCGGAGUUUUUCAAAUAUUCAGAAAAUCCUAAAGUUUUUAGUUUAAAU